Molecule: messenger RNA, 444 nt
Organism: Malus domestica (apple)
Lineage: Eukaryota; Viridiplantae; Streptophyta; Magnoliopsida; Rosales; Rosaceae
Source: RefSeq, a predicted model, not a curated record
AUGGAUUUAGACAUAGCAACAACAGAGAAUUGUCCUCCAGAACUUGCUUCUGAUGCUGCAGUUGAUGUCAAAGCAAAAUAUGAAAGAUGGCAGAAGGCUAAUCGAAUUACUCUCUUGGUGAUUAAAAGAUCUAUGUUUGACACAGUGAGAGGUGGCAUUCCUGAAUCCGAGAAUGCCAAGGAGUUCUUGGCAUCUAUUGACUCGAAGUUCAAAGAAUCAGAUAAGGCAGAAACUGGUAAUCUCAUGAAUGAACUUAUGACCAAAAGAUAUAAUGGUAUGGGAUGUGUGAGGGAACAUAUAUUAGAACUGCUAGAUAUUGGAGCUAAAUUGAAUGCCCUCAAAGUUCCUAUGAGUGAUCAUUUCUUAGUUCAUGUGGCACUUAAAUCACUACCGAAUGAGUACUCACAAUUAAAGAGCACAUACAAUGAACAAAAGGAGAAGUGA